CGUUUCUGUUGUUUAAAGGUGAUAGUGUUGGUGGCAGGGAUGCUUUCACUGGUUUGUUCUGGGGGGUCCCCUGUGCAGAGCUAACCCCUCUAGGGUGCUAUUUCGCAGCCUCCGACUCCUGCUAUUGGUCAGCGCGUGAUCAGAUGGUUCUCUUCCCUUAUGUCCCUGGUUGGCACGCGGCCAUCCCCCUUCAGCUAAAACCCAAUCUCCCAUAUACUGCUAAUAGCUAAACCGCUUGGACUAUAAAACGCAACAAAUCAUAAAGAGCAAGAGAAAGAACAGACGCUGUUCUUCUGGUUAACUAUUAUUAUUGUUAUUGUUAUUAUUAUUGUUAUUGUUAUUAUUUCCAAUGAGUUCUUAUUUUGUCAACUCUACUUUUCCGGUGAGCUUAGCCGGGGGUCAAGAACCGUUCCUGGGACAGCUCCCCUUAUAUUCCACGGGCUACGCGGAUCCUUUAAGGCACUAUCCCAGCACGUAUGGAACUGGGGGCGGUGGGGUCCAGGAGAAAGGUUACGCGGGCGCGCCUUACUACCAGCAAACCAACGGAGCUUACAACCGGAGUCCAGCCUGCGAUUACGGGACAUCUGGUUUUUACAGGGAGAAAGAGACAGGCUGUUCUCUUUCGAGCCUAGAGGAGCCUGUUCAAUUCGGCCAGGAACAAGCCCGGAAGUCAGAAUGCUCACAGAGCAAGCACGUUUUCGGGGACAACGAGGAUCAAAAGUGCUCCACGCCAGUAUACCCUUGGAUGCAGAGAAUGAAUUCCUGCAAUAGUUCCUCCUUUGGGCCGAGUGGCAGGCGAGGCCGGCAGACUUAUACACGCUACCAGACUCUGGAGCUGGAGAAAGAAUUCCAUUUUAACCGUUACCUGACCAGGCGCCGACGCAUCGAGAUCGCUCACGCCCUGUGUCUGACGGAGCGCCAGAUAAAAAUCUGGUUUCAGAACCGAAGGAUGAAAUGGAAAAAGGAAAACAAGCUCCUUAACUCCACUCAGCUGAGCGCCGAGGAAGAAGAGGAGAAACCAACGGAAUGAAAGAGCAGAACCGGGGAGGGGGGAGAAAGAAAGAGAGAGAGAGAGAAAGAGAGAGAGAGAAAAAGAGAGAGAGAGAGAGAAUGAAAACCGAGAGCCCGAAUGAAUGCAGAGUGAAUGAAUGAAUGAAUGAAUGAAUGGGGAAGAAAGCAGAAUGUCAACAGUUGGGGAGCUCCAGAAAUGACAACUCCUCCCACCCAAAAGGCACAACUGGGACAAACAUUUUUGUAAAAUAUUUGAGACUGUAUGGCGGUGUUGUCCUUUUACACCCUCACUUGCAUUGGAUUAUUGAAUUUGUCGUAUCAUAACCAUGUUUCUAGUCCAAUUUAUUUUCCCACCCUCUUUAUUGCCCCUUCCCUUUUCCACAGAUGGGAUUGUGGUUGUGUUUUGUUUUGUUUGAUUUACCUUUGGGUGUCCUCCUUAGGAUUCUUGUUAACCCUUGUAUUUAAGUGGAGGUGCUGCAAUAUAUGUGUCAGGUUUCGGGCUAUUUGAUUGUCUUUAUUUUGUAAAACAGAAGUGUCAUGCACGAUUUUACUUAUUUGUUUGCUUUUUUAUAUAAAAUUAAGUUAAUCAAGCCCUGGGUUCUCUGUCAUUUAAGGAUUAUUGUUUUAAGCAAAAUUAUAUUAAAAAGGAACAAUUGCAACCUAAAAA
This is a messenger RNA of Pantherophis guttatus, 1678 nucleotides long. The record is from RefSeq and is a predicted model, not a curated record. NCBI's taxonomy places the organism in Eukaryota, Metazoa, Chordata, Lepidosauria, Squamata, Colubridae.